Molecule: messenger RNA, 10582 nt
Organism: Manacus vitellinus (golden-collared manakin)
Lineage: Eukaryota; Metazoa; Chordata; Aves; Passeriformes; Pipridae
Gene: HIPK2
Product: homeodomain interacting protein kinase 2
Exons: 15
Coding region: 185-3781 (1198 amino acids)
Biological process (GO): intrinsic apoptotic signaling pathway in response to DNA damage by p53 class mediator; smoothened signaling pathway; peptidyl-serine phosphorylation
Cellular component (GO): nucleus; PML body; cytoplasm
Molecular function (GO): protein tyrosine kinase activity; protein serine/threonine kinase activity; transcription coactivator activity
Source: RefSeq, a predicted model, not a curated record
UUUGCUCCCUUGGUUUUCUUCAGCAUUACCCCUCAAUGGGGCGUUUGGUUGGAGAAGCUGAAGCUCACUCUAUUUACGUGUUCUCUGUCCUGCUCACCUUCCAGGGCCUGUGCUGACAUCUGUCUCUGGAGGGAUGAAGUAAGAGCAGUCACAGACAGCUCCUACCCUGAAAAGUGGGAAAGGUAUGGCCUCGCAUGUGCAAGUUUUCUCUCCUCAUACCCUUCAGUCAAGUGCCUUCUGUAGCGUGAAGAAACUGAAAGUGGAGCCGAGUUCAAACUGGGAUAUGACUGGGUACGGCACACACAGCAAAGUCUACAGCCAGAGCAAGAACGUGCAGUCCUCCCAAGCAGCCGCCGCAGCAGCCGUCAACGCCUCCCUCCAGAUCCCCAAUCCGAGCAUCCCCUACGAACAGACCAUCAUCUUCCCAGCAAGCACGGGGCACAUCGUGGUGACAUCUGCCAACAGCACUUCUGGUGUGGUUGCAGUGUCUGGGCAAACACUGGGCGGGCCACACAACCUGAUGCGUCGCAGCACUGUGAGCCUUCUGGACACCUACCAAAAAUGUGGACUUAAGCGCAAGAGUGAGGAGAUUGAGAACACAAGCAGCGUGCAGAUUAUCGAGGAGCAUCCACCAAUGAUUCAGAACAAUGCCAGUGGGGCCACUGUAGCCACCGCCACCACUUCCACAGCCACCUCCAAAAACAGUGGCUCCAACAGCGAAGGGGAUUACCAGCUGGUGCAACAUGAGGUGCUCUGUUCCAUGACCAACACGUACGAAGUGUUAGAGUUUCUUGGCCGUGGAACCUUCGGACAAGUAGUCAAAUGCUGGAAACGUGGCACUAAUGAGAUUGUGGCUAUCAAGAUCCUAAAAAACCACCCUUCCUAUGCCCGGCAAGGCCAGAUUGAAGUGAGCAUCCUGGCUCGGCUGAGCACGGAAAGUGCGGAUGACUACAACUUUGUCCGUGCUUACGAGUGCUUCCAGCACAAGAAUCACACAUGCUUGGUCUUUGAAAUGUUGGAGCAGAACCUCUAUGAUUUCCUAAAACAAAAUAAAUUCAGUCCCUUGCCCCUUAAGUACAUUCGACCAAUUCUCCAGCAGGUAGCAACUGCCCUAAUGAAGCUGAAAAGCCUGGGACUGAUUCAUGCUGAUCUCAAACCAGAGAACAUCAUGUUGGUAGACCCAUCCCGACAGCCAUAUAGGGUCAAGGUCAUAGACUUUGGUUCAGCUAGCCAUGUAUCUAAAGCUGUGUGUUCUACCUACCUUCAAUCCAGAUAUUACAGAGCCCCUGAAAUCAUCCUUGGUUUACCAUUUUGUGAAGCAAUCGAUAUGUGGUCGUUGGGAUGUGUCAUUGCAGAGCUGUUCUUGGGCUGGCCGUUAUACCCGGGAGCUUCGGAGUAUGAUCAGAUUCGCUAUAUUUCACAGACGCAGGGCUUACCAGCAGAGUAUUUGUUAAGUGCAGGGACAAAGACUACGAGGUUUUUCAACAGGGAUACAGACUCACCAUAUCCUUUGUGGAGACUGAAGACGCCAGAUGAUCAUGAGGCAGAGACGGGGAUUAAGUCGAAGGAAGCAAGAAAGUAUAUUUUCAACUGUUUGGAUGAUAUGGCACAGGUAAACAUGACAACGGAUUUGGAAGGAAGUGAUAUGUUGGUGGAAAAGGCAGACCGGCGGGAGUUUAUAGAUCUGUUAAAGAAGAUGUUGACGAUAGAUGCAGAUAAGAGGAUAACACCCAUUGAAACUCUGAGCCACCCUUUUGUCACCAUGACGCACUUGCUCGAUUUCCCUCACAGCACACAUGUCAAGUCCUGCUUCCAGAACAUGGAGAUUUGCAAGCGGCGGGUGAAUAUGUAUGACACAGUGAACCAGAGCAAGACGCCAUUCAUCACCCACGUAGCCCCAAGUACAUCGACCAACUUGACCAUGACUUUUAACAACCAGCUGAACACAGUCCACAACCAGACCACCAACCUGGCUCCCACCUCCUCCAGUGCCACUAUUUCCUUAGCCAACCCCGAGGUCUCCAUACUAAAUUACCAAUCUGCACUCUACCAGCCCUCAGCGGCGUCCAUGGCUGCGGUGGCCCAGCGGAGCAUGCCCCUGCAGACAGGAACAGCGCAGAUCUGUGCCCGCCCCGACCCCUUACAGCAAGCUCUCAUCGUCUGCCCACCAGGCUUCCAAGGGUUACAAGCCUCCCCUUCAAAGCAUGCUGGGUAUUCGGUUCGGAUGGAGAACGCAGUUCCCAUUGUCACUCAGGCUCCUGGGGCCCAGCCUCUUCAGAUCCAGCCAGGACUCCUCGCACAGCAAGCGUGGCCCAGUGGCACUCAGCAGAUCCUGCUCCCUCCUGCCUGGCAGCAGCUGACCGGGGUGGCCACCCACACAUCUGUCCAGCAUGCGACCGUCAUCCCGGAGUCCAUGGCAGGCACCCAACCACUGGCAGACUGGAGGAACACGCACGCUCAUGGCAGCCACUACAACCCCAUCAUGCAGCAGCCCACGCUGCUGGCCAGCCACGUGACCCUGCCCGCCGCCCAGCCCGUCAACGUGGGUGUCGCCCACGUCAUGCGCCAGCCGCCCGCCACCACCUCCGCCAGGAAGAGCAAACAGCACCAGUCGGCGCCCCGAAACACAUCCACCUAUGAAGUUUCAUCCUCUCAGUCCAUCAGCUCGCCCCAGCGGUCGAAACGAGUGAAGGAGAACACGCCUCCCCGCUGUGCCAUGGUGCACAACAGCCCUGCCUGCAGCACCUCCGUCACCUGCGGCUGGGGCGACGUGGCCAGCAGCACCACGCGGGAGCGGCAGCGGCAGACGAUCGUCAUUCCCGACACCCCCAGCCCCGCAGUGAGUGUCAUCACUAUCAGCAGCGACACGGAUGAAGAGGAGGAGCAGAAGCAUGCACCCACCAGCACCUUGUCCAAGCAAAGGAAGAAUGUCAUCAGCUGUGUCACCGUGCAUGACUCCCCCUACUCCGAUUCCUCCAGCAACAACAGCCCUUACGCCGUGCAACAUCGUGCAGGGCAGAAUAACGGGAACAGCUACGACACCAAAGGGGUUCCAGAGACUCACUGCAGUGGGAACCCCCGAACCAUCAUCGUGCCACCACUGAAAACCCAGGCCAGUGAGGUGUUGGUAGAGUGCGAUAGCCUGGCACCAGUCACCACCAGUCACCACUCAUCCUCCUACAAGUCCAAGUCCUCCAGCACCGUGACCUCCACCAGCGGUCACUCUUCAGGGAGCUCGUCUGGAGCCGUUGCCUAUAGGCAGCAGCGACCAGGAGCACAUUUCCAGCAGCAGCAGCCUCUUAAUCUAAGUCAGGCCCAGCAGCACAUCACGACCGACCGCACAGGGAGUCACCGGAGACAGCAAGCCUACAUCACUCCAACGAUAGCUCAGGCCCCGUACUCUUUCCCGCACAAUAGCCCCAGCCAUGGUACAGUUCAUCCCCACUUGGCCGCGGCGGCCGCUGCUCACCUGCCCACCCAGCCCCACCUGUACACAUACACCGCCCCCGCCGCCCUGGGCUCCACGGGCACCGUCGCGCACCUGGUGGCCUCCCAAGGGUCUGCACGGCACGCGGUGCAGCACACCACCUACCCCGCCAGCAUCGUCCACCAGGUCCCUGUCAGCAUGGGCCCGCGCGUCCUGCCCUCACCCACCAUCCACCCGAGCCAGUACCAGGCUCAGUUUGCCCACCAGACCUAUAUCAGUGCUUCUCCAGCCUCCACAGUCUACACUGGAUACCCACUGAGCCCUACCAAGGUGAACCAGUACCCUUACAUCUAAACACUGGAAUAAAAGAGCGAGAGACGCACCCAUCCCGGGGGGAGUGAGGCAGCCGCUUUUGUAUUGAAGAACAUGAGAAACUUAACAAUGCAAUGGGAGGCUCGUGUGAAACUUGAACGAAGGAGACUUUAAGGAAGAAAAGAAAAAGAGGAAAGAAGGGGGAGAACCAAUUCUACAAUUUUUAUUUAAAAAAAAAAAAAAAGAAAAUGGAAAAAAAAAGAACAGAAAAAAAAAAUAAACCACAAAAAACCAACCAUUCUGCACCAAACUAGAGAGAAAGAGAGAAGCAGAAGGACCCUCCAGCGGGUCUUGUCUUUUGAAGAACUUCACCAACAGACUUUUAAAGGUUAUUUUCAUCCAAUAGUGAGCUACAUUUAGAAAUUUGUUGUCCAAAACACCUAAAAUGAAAUCCAUUAGGUUUUUAAUCCUAUAGGUAUAUGGAUUAGGGAUUUAUCCAGCUUUUCAAAGGGUUUAUACCCCACCUUUGCAGUGGUUUUUGUAUCCCAAAGUAUACACAAGUUUUGGUGGAUUUUUAAUGGAAAAAGAAAGUGGGUAAGAGAGGCUGAGGUAGGCGGAUAAAAUGUUGUCCCAGUGCUCUAAAUUUGGACCUAACACUGCUACAUUUAAACGCACCUGGGCAAAUCCAGCCAUGCAGCAUUGGUUGAGAGCAGAAGCAAUGGGGGUAUUUCUCCCUUUUCUUGAACACACUGGAUAAAUCCCUGAGAAAUACUGUUCCUAAACAAGAUCUCUAAUAAUGUAUGUUGGAUUUCAGUUGCGUUUUAUUUUAGGGUUUUUUUCGGAAAUGUUCCUUUUUAAAUCCCUAGCCGUUUUAGUAUAGGAGGAGACAUUUUAGCUGCCCCCAGCCCUCUGCCCCCAGCCCCGGUAGAAUGUAGCACUAUACAGGUCAUACCCCUUUUUACUCUUUUGUGUUGAACUUCAACGAUACCAAUAGACUAUUCCUCAAUGUGAUUGCACAAAGAAAAGUGAUAUAACAUAGGCAUGUAACAAAUGUGAUUGUCCAGGUAUGUGCGUGUGCGUGCGUGUGUGUGCGUGUGCGUGCAGAUGCUGCCUUCUCUCUGUGGUGUGUUCCUCGGCACAGCCAUUACAACUGUCACAGUCUUAGUUUUACAUCAUUCCCUCGUAGUGCCUUACCGAACUACAGACGCGGUUUAAGGGUUUACUUCCACUGGUACUCCUAGAAACUGACUGAGGCUAGUCGGAAUUUACUCUCAGCUCUUUUUCUUCUCUUUUUUUCUCUUUUCUUUUUUGGUUUUUUUUUGGGUUUUUUGUUGGUUUUUUUGGGGGGGGUUGUUAUUGCCGAUUUUCUCCUUCUGCUGGUGGUGUUGGGUUUUUUUUCACGUCGUCAAUCUUAGCUCACUUGGCGAGGUGUUGGGGAGGCUCACUGGGGUCAGAAGUGUGUAUAACUGAGUGUUUUGUCAAGCACUGGAUGGGCUGGAAGUGACCGGGUCAGUUGUGAGACCCAGGGUGACUUCCAGGGGGUCUGGGGAUUUGUUUCUGGACUGGUCUGUUUUUGUCCUGUUGAAAUAGCAGGUUUCCUCCCCGGAAACUGAAUUCUCAUUCUGCUGUUUGACGAUGUUCUUGAUGGAGUGGGAGGACAGCGUCCACCCUCAUCAUUGGGUUGUCCUGGUUGUGUGUCUGAAAUGGGAACAAACAUUUAGCCCUUGAAAGGGGGAAACACUAGUUGUUGCCAACAUCUCUCACUGUUGAUGAGAAGGGGUCAGGAAAGGGCUGGAGUCCCAAAGCAAGCAUGAGAAAAUCCAGUUGAGAGAGUCAAUCUCAGGUUUCUUAAGUGAAAAGAGUGUUUUAAUACAUCGAGCCUUACCCACUCUAACAGAGCUGUGACACUGUGUGCCUCCCCUCUUCUCUUCUCACCUACACCUCAAAAAACUGCCUGCAGCAGCAGAGUGACCCUGGAACUGGAGAGCACAGUGGUGCUGCAGUCCUCCACACGAAGGAAUGCUACCCGGUUGUCUUGUUUUCCAACAGUUUUUAAAGAGAGCCUUUCCUGUAGUUGGUUUGGUUCAGAGGGGAGUUUUCCUGGUAGCGGCAGUUUCACUGGUGCAUCAGUACUUGGAAAUGUCUCAAGAGUACCCAGGCAUGUGCGUGUCCUGAGAAGGAAGGAGAGAAAGGAAUUUAGUAAAACAUUUCCAUGAAAGCUGAAGUCUUUGUGGCUAUUUGGUUCCACUCUACAUUUCCCUGUAACUAGAGCAUGAAGUAGUCAGGUGUUUUGCAAGAUGCUGGAAAAUAGCAGGUUCAUUGGCAGGGUGGUAAGGGAUAGUUUCCCUGAGUGGAAGUGAUGAAGAAGGCUCUCUCAGGUUGGAAAAGCUGACAGAAAGACAAGCACAGUAUAUUGGCUUGUGGUAACUGUUUGGCUGGCCUGGAAGAAGAAGGGAUCCCACUAUGCAUAGGCUGUUCAACAAGGCUGUUGUCUUCUGGCAAACCACCAAAUAACCUCCCUGGUUGCCAGCUCUGGUUCCUGGGCUACCCUUGCACAGUUUUCUUUUCCUGCCUAUCCUUCAUUCCAGCUCAAUAUACUGUAGAUGAGGAUGCAAUCUCCCAGCAGCCUAUGCACCUUACCCCCCCUUUCUUUGGAAAGACAACAUGUCCCCUUUCACCUGAGACAGGAAAAUAAAGCCCUGCUCUCUCUCUCUUGCAUUCCUCUCCUCUCCCACCAGUUCGGGAGUGAGAGCGUCAUGCUGCUUAUGUCAUGAAAAGGAAAGAUAAUGUUAUUUUAUUGUAUGGUUGUUACGAUUAUGAUUAUUAUUUUAUUAUUAUUGUAUUUUACUCUGGGUUUUAAUUGCACACGCAUUCCUUAAACUUUGUAGGGGUUUUUUUCUCUUAGUAUUGUUGUUACUGUUCUUAAUUUUAUUUCUCUUCAUCAGUGGCAUUGGAAGGGUUGCUGUGAUUGUGAGAACUGCAGGAGAAAGGAGGAAUGAAAUUAUUCCGAGGAUGAAAACUCUGCCACUAACCGGGGGGGGUGUGGGGCCACUCCGUGAGAGUGGUUACAGCCUUGAGGAACAGGAAUUAUCCUCUCGGUCACAUCUGCAUUUAAGAAUAAGUCCAGAAAACAUUCAUUCAGAGGCCAAAACUCAACAGCAGCUAACAUAAUGAUCUGUCAGGAGAGCUGGAUCAGAGGCAGGUAAGGACCUUGGUGCCUCAGGAUCCAGCUCACCAUCACUCAGUUUGAUAGGACAUUUAUAUAAGAUUAAGACUUGUUUGUGCUCCAGGCCAGGAUCAUUGGGCCCUGUGGAUGAGUCCAAGGCCACACUACAUGUUAAGGGUUUGGUUUUCCUGAAGGAGGAAGCAGAUAGGUGGCUCUCCAGAAACAGGAGUAUUGAAGGAGCCACGGCAGCCGCGCGUGCGGCUCAGUCCCAUCACUGGAUAAAGCACACUGGUGCAGAUGGAUGGCAUCAGCUGGGUAAAGCAUGGCUGCAGACAGGGCAGUGUUCCUCCCCUAAUCUUCCACUUUCACUGAAGGUUAGAUGUCCACAGGGUCAGGAUGUUUGGUUUGAUUUUUUUGUUGUUGUUUGUUUCUGAUGUAGAUUUUCCCUUCUUUUUUUAAUUAUUUGUUGUGGAAUUUUGUUAAGCUGUUCUGGUUGCUACAGUUUAGAUAUUUAUGGUUUCAUUUGUGUUACCUGCUCUGUUAGAAUAGGGGGAAGCAGUGACUGAAUUUAAAUUCCAUUAAAAAAUUACAGGACUUCAGCAGAGACUGAAAGUUAAUCAUGCGCUUGAGUGCUUUACUAAAGAACAGACUUAAACCCUUCAAGUUAAAUACUUGUUUAUUUGCUCCUGUAGCCUAGGGCCAGUGAAAUCACAGUAAUGUUUUACCUGUACUAAUUGCAUUUUCCCUGUGUUCCCACCCGACCUGCUCUCACAUGUGGGCUCAGAUCUGAUUUUGGGGGCCUUUUGGCAGCAGAGCUGUUACAACAGCACAGGAUGGCUGUGAGGAGGAGUGCAGUGCGUAUGGGAGGAGCCACUUUUCACAUUGUCCAUCCUGGAGUUGCUGGUCUGCCAGCUGUAGGUGGUCAGAUGAUAGUGGUGAUGGGAUGCUGAUUGCAAGAGAUGCACAGCAGAACCAUCAAAUUGCUUUGAUGGUGAAACACUGUGUGAGAGCUGUUUUCUGGCAGGUAUGAGGGAGCUGAGCAACGCCUCCUCCCUCACACCUGUACAAAGGCAUUGUAUGGAUAAAGGUGUGGUUGGUCACAGGGGAAGCGGUCAUUUCAGCAGAGGAAGCAAAAGCUUUGCAUGCUGUCAGUACCACACACAUAACAGCCAGCUUGUUGUGUUUGCAGAAUCCUUUGGAGAGGAAAUAGGAUUGGCAUGAUUUGGUUCAGUUGGUGUUCCUUGUGUGCAUAGGGUAAAUGGCAUGGAAACUUGAGAGGGGAAGCGAAUGUUUAAAUGCUGGAAGUUUUAUGGGUGGCUUAUGGCUGGCACAGUGAGAAAGUGGUCCUUUUCCCCAUCAUCUUGUCUUGCAUUCUUCUUGUGCAGAAAGCACGGAUGUUGCCGCUCCUCGGAGAUGGAUGUUCAAUUUCCUGCUGUGAAGCCAGAAUGCAGGAGGGAGGGGAGAGAACUGCCAACAUGAGCAGAUUGGAAAAGCCAAAUGGAAGCACUUCUCACUGUAGAUUGGGUCAAAUCCAGUCAUUAGAGAGAGCAAAUGCAAUUCCAUCUUCCUCAGCAGAGUUUUACCUGCUUGUACCCAACAAAUUGGGCCUUGGCAGGUCUCUUACUCUCUCUCUUUCCCAAGUAGUUUUGUCACAAUAUGUAAAACAUUCCAAGAAAGGGACACUUCUGACUGUGACAUUUUUCCUUUUUUUAUACUUUCAAGGAAUUGUGUCUUUUUAGCUUGGUUUGAAGGCAAUUCCAUUAGCAAAUCUGAAGGGCAAUAAACCUGUUUUUUUCUUUAACCAAAGAUACUUUUUUUUUAAGAAAGAGAGAAAGAGACCCCCACCUACUCCAGAAAUUAAAUGAAGCCACGAGUCAUGAGCACCAGGCAAUGAGGAUACGCCGUGGAAUUACAUUUUUCUGUUCCCUUUUUUUUCUUUUUCUCUCUCUCUCUCAAGUUUCUGCCAUUGUUUUGAGUACUAGCUUGAUGAGCAGAGAAAUUCACACUAAAUAUUGCUGCUAUCCUAAACUGUAGGGGAUGUCAAAAGUGUUUUUCUUCUCUCGUUAUUGUUCUCAUUGAUUUAAGUGUUGUAGUGGUGACAAUGCAGUGUGGAAAUGGUGAGCUGUGUAGUGGGGAUAAGCUUCUGGAUGCUCUGCAUGCUUCUGUAGUGUCUCCUUCUCUGGAUUUAGGAUGCUGGGCUUGUUCUGUGGGUUGGACCCCAAACAGUGAUGCCAUGGUCAGGACAGGCACAGCAGGGCAAGGGUAUUGGACUUACACUCAUGUUCUUCCAUGGCUUGGCAAUCAGCCCAUUAGAGAACUGCAGUACUAUUUGUGGGCCAAAUCCUGGAAAGGUGUGCAGGGGAUAGACAGUGCAGAAGGGAAAAAUGUGGGAAGGAAAUGUUUUCCCUCUUCCUGUUGACAUAGCUGUCCCUGCUGUGAUCCCAUGUGCUGUGGGAGCCUCAAAGCAGUUCAUCUGUGGUCCUGGGCACUCAUCUACAUCACCUCCCUCAGCGCUCCUGUGAGAAGGGCCUCUGUCUGAAGUUCAGGAGUCCCCAUCCUACUUCUCAAGGCUCACUUACGUGCCUACAAAUCAUUUUGCCCUCUCCAGACUUAAGGAGAAGAUGAGUCUGUGCUGCUGGGGUUCUCCCACUGCUGUACUCCAACAAAGCUGCCUCUGAUGAUGGUGAGAAUUUCUCCCUAAGCUGUAGAGUUAGGUUUUUUUACACCAUUUUGACACCAUUUCACAGUGGUGCUCGAAGAGAUGGUGGCAGUCCUGUUGUCAAAGGCUGUGUGUAGGCUCGUUGCUGGAGUACUGCAUUGGAUGAGAGGCACUGGGCUUUCCAGGCUGGUCUCCAUCCCCGUGGUCCAUCCUUCCCACCACCUGGGAACACCACUACCUGCGUGUGUUGCUGUGCUGCCACCACACUCACACCCGCCCCGGGCACGCAGUAAGACCCACUGCAGGGGCAGCCCCUGGAAGUAAGCCCGGGCAGUGUGCAGGGGAGCACUGCCAACCCAGGGCUCUGUGCUGAAGGUGUCUGGUUCCCUUGGGGCAAAUGUAAUCGCUGGGAAUGACCCCCAAGGCAGUAGUUAGUUUUCUGUGAGGAGCUGCUGAUGCAGGUGGAGGUGUGAGAACUCGUCUGGAGGUAAACUGAGGUGAGCUCUGCGUGUGUCACAUGCUUUCAGUGGGAAGACGUGGGUUUAGAGCAUUUGUGUGUGUUGAGAGUGAAAUUUGAAUGGUAGAUUGGCUUGGUUCUUCAGAAAUCUUAGGAAGCAUACUAGGAGGCUUUGCAUUCGGCAUUUGUGGUUUGAAACUCCUGUUUCUCAUUUACGGGUUAGCUUUGUCCUUCCAAUUUUAGCAGUGCUGCUAUAACAGACUAUUCAUGUGUGUUUGAAGAUAAAGUUUUUGUUUUUAAUCUUUUGCUUAUCAUAGUUAAUCUAAGAAAGGCAAUACUAAAGGUAUAUUUUUUCCAAAAAUGAUAUUUUUUACUGCACUGAUAAAUAUUGUGACAUCUCUGUUCUUAACUCUUUCGCUGUGAGGGGAACUGUGUGCAGAUUCACACAAACCUUGUAAAUACUUGUGUGUACUUCUGACAGCCAGGGAUUAUUUUUCCUUCCUUUCUCCCUUCCUUCCUUCCUUCCUUCCUUCCUUCCUUCCUUCCUCCCUCCCUCCCUUC